Molecule: messenger RNA, 6012 nt
Organism: Calypte anna (Anna's hummingbird)
Lineage: Eukaryota; Metazoa; Chordata; Aves; Apodiformes; Trochilidae
Gene: CDK5RAP2
Product: CDK5 regulatory subunit associated protein 2
Exons: 38
Coding region: 101-5896 (1931 amino acids)
Biological process (GO): positive regulation of DNA-templated transcription; regulation of mitotic cell cycle spindle assembly checkpoint; microtubule bundle formation
Cellular component (GO): microtubule plus-end; microtubule organizing center; perinuclear region of cytoplasm
Molecular function (GO): protein kinase binding; calmodulin binding; gamma-tubulin binding
Source: RefSeq, a predicted model, not a curated record
GAAACGAUUGCGGCGGUUUGAAUUCCAGCGGAGCCGCCAAAGCCGCGCACAAAGGAGCUGGGGCUGUGUCAGCCGCCGGGACCCGCGGGCCGCCGCUGACAUGGACUCGCUGCCGGGGGAAGACCUAACACUGCCGGUGGCGUUUGAGGGCAGUGUCAGCGUCUCGCAGCUGCCAGACGUCUCCCGCGGGGACCCCCAGCCCGGCCCGGCUGAUGGCGAAGUGUUACCAGAUGUGGCAGUAGAUACAGUCUCACCAACAAGAGCUCGGACCAUGAAGGACUAUGAAAAUCAAAUCACUGAUCUGAAAAAAGAAAACUUCAACCUGAAGCUUCGGAUUUACUUUCUGGAGGAGCGAAUGCAGCAGAAGUUUGAUGGUACCACUGAAGAAAUACACAGAAUUAACAUUGAGCUAAAAGUGGAGUUAGAAAGUCUGAAGCGUGAGCUGCGGGAGAGAGAGAAACUUCUCCUCAAAGCCUCUAAAGCAGUUGAAAGCUUGGCCCAGGGUGGUAAUGCUGAAAUACAGCGUGUGAAGAGUGAGGCACAAAAGAAGAUGCAAGAAAUGGAAGAAAUCCUGAAUAGCAAAAUAAGCUUUCUGGAAGAGAAUGUUAAAGCUGCCCAAGAAGAUGUGGAAAAAGCCAUUGCAGUGACAGAGAAGGAGAAAGCUCUGAGAAUAGCUGCUGAGCAGAAACUUUCUUCAAUUAUGAGUGCCCCUGCAAAGGAUGUGGAUAUUAUUACAGGAGCUGAGAAAGACAGACUUAUAGAGCAACUGAGGCUGUCAUUGAAAAAUAAAGAGGCUGUAAUUCAACACCUUGAAGAAGAAAAGUCUCAGAGUGGAUCUUAUGGGAACUUACCAGCAGAAAAAAUCAGAGAACUUACCAUUGCUUUGAGGCAUGAAAAAGAUAGUGAGAUAGAGGCUAUUAGAAUGGAGUUUAAAAAUGAGAGAAAUGCCUUUGAAAAAAAAAUACAUUCACUUCAAGAAGAGCUACAAGAAAGAGAAAAUGAGCUUGCUGUUGAAAAGAAGAAUGGUUUGAAAAGGGAUAAAACUAUUCAAGGCCUAACUGUUGCAUUAAAAGCCAAGGAAAAAGAGAAUGAGGAGCUUAGUUCUGAAAUUGAAGAUCUAAAUGCUUCAUUGGCUAAGGCAAGAGAGGCAACUCAUAAGGCACACAUCCAAAAAUUCAAGGGUGCAGAGGAUUAUCAAGCUCUCUUGAUGGAAAAAGAGACUCUCUUAGCAGAGCUGCGUUCAGAAAACCUUACAAAGGAUGCUGAGAAUCGUAGGCUACAAAGGAGGAUUAAAAGGACUGAUCAAGAGCUGAGUGACUUGAAUUUAGAAAGAGAGAAAAUGGAGAAGGAGCUGGAUGAAGCACAGCUACAAAAGAGCAGAAGUGACAAAACCAUUAAUGACCUUAGAAAUCAACUGGAGAAAUUACAUGGUGAGAUGACUGAGAAAGAAAAAGCAGCUGAACAUCAUUACAAUGUUCUUUUGACUGAAAGCAAUCAGAAGUUGCAGAGCCAAGAACUAGUUAUCCAGCAGCUAACAGGCAGUGUUAGUGAAAAGGAUCUGCUGCUUCAGAAACUUGAUGGAAGAGUUAAAGAAAAGGAUGCAGAAUUGGAGGAACUCCUGAAUAAGUACAAGAACAUUCUAAGAGCCAAUGAAGAACUCGAGCUAAAAAAUGAAGGCUUAGUAAAGGAAAAAUGUGCUGUCCAGUCUCAACAGUCAAUCAUCAAGAUAGUCAGAGAGUUAGAGGAAAAUAAAGAAGCUGAAUAUGAAAAGCUGAUCCUUGCUUUAAGAAAGGAACAAAAUAUUUAUUCUACACUAGUGAAGACCUUCAAAGAAUCUGAUAGUAUAAACAGCUUGCAAACAGAGCUAAACAACAUUUUCCUGCUGCGAAAACAGCUGGAGGAGGAUGUUUUAGCUAAUAGGAACCUGCAGAAGGUCUUAGAGGAUCAGAUUAAGGACAUGAAAACCCGACAAGAUGAAACAUUAUCUUUCUGUGGAGAUCAAACAUCUUACAUGAGUAUCUGUUUGGGAGAGCAAGAUCAUUUAAGUGUACAGAUAGACCAGCUGUCUCUUGAGGAACUUAAGAAAAAGGUUACUGAUCUUCUCUUGAUGGUUAAGGAUCUGCAGUCAGUUAAUCAAGAACUUAAGAAGAAGCACCUUGGACUUUGUACAACAGAUUCUCAAGGGAAGGAGGCCCUAAAAAUAUUAAACCACAGCGAGUGUCUUGAAAUAACAGGGGAGCCUGUGAUGCAGACUGAAGGUGGUGACAAUGACAGAAAGGUGCAGACCCCUCAGCAUCCAGAGAGGGUCAGUCAGGUAUGCCUUCAGGUUUCUUUGGAUUUUCCUUCUGAUCUGGAUAAACAGAUAACUCCAUCAGGUUGUUCAGAGACUUUCUGCAAAGACAGACAUUACAGGAGUCCAAACAAGCCUCAGUUGGAACACGAUACAACUGGCAGAGUAGGAAUGAGUGAACAUGAAACAGAAGAGAAUUUACUCACACAUCUUUUAAGAGAAAAUAGAACAUCUGUACUGGAAUCUACCAGAGAAGAACAAAUGAAAAUGGUAAAUGGACUGUUAGAUCAUCUGAACACAACUGAGGAAGAAUUUUCAAGUGAGGAUAUAAAGAAAAUGGAUGAAAAAGAUCUUAGGCAAAUGAUUAUUCAACUAAGAGCUGAACUCAAACAUUUCAAGCAGGUCAAUAAAUUCUUAAAGCAGCAAGCAGAAUUGAAAUCAACUUUUGAUGGAAAAGAGAAGCUUUAUCCAGAUGCAGUGCCACAGAUUAAUAAGGAUAUUGAGUUGUUGAAAGUGGAAUUGAAAGAUGCAGAUACACAAACAAUGACUAUUGAGAGUAAUGUCAUGAGAUUCAAACAUGAAGGCAAAAACAGAGCCUUAGAAGAAAAAACAAAAUAUUCACCAUUAAAUGCAGAAAGAGAACAUCAGCAGGAAAAUGUGUGUAAAAAGGGCAAACAGCAUGAAAGGCUUUUUUCUACAAGGAGAACAAAUGAAACUGAAUCUCCUGCCCUGCCCAAGAAGUCCCGUCUGCCUGUUCUCUCAAAAUCAUGCAGACCAUUAGGAACUGAGCCUUUCAGCUCCUCUGUGCAGCAGUCAGAUUCAAAACCACAGCCUGGUGCCAGGGAACCCUGUGAAGAUCUGAGAGCAAGUAAAGUACAAACCAAAGCAUUGCAGCCACAAACAAAUGGGGAGUUGUUCUUGAGCGAGUCUGUAACUGACCUGCAAGAGGAGCCUGCAGAGGAAAGCACAUCAGUCAGAGUUGACUCAUUGCUCAGACUGGAUAAUAGUGAGGUCCAGGUGGAGUUGCUAAGUGUUGAUCCAAGCACAGGGGGCAAGAAUGAAUAUGAGAUGGACAAAACCCAGCAAAACUAUCAAGAAAUGCAAAAUCAUCAUAACAUUAGCAAUGUGAAUAUCCAGUGUUCAUUAAAGGAGAUAAAUGAAGAGUUUUAUUCCCUGGAACAUGAGGACAUUGACUCAGCCACCACAUAUUCAGGUUCCAAAUGCCUGCGUUCUCCCAAAUUGAAUGUAACGAGUACAGAUGCACUUGAUGACUGUGAAGUCAUAAAUGAUACAGAAGAAUUGAAACAAAGAAUUAAUAAUAUGAAGUCUGAGCUUGAAAAGUACAAAAUGUUCGUGCUCCAUUUACAGACCUCUGACCAGCUCUUACUGAAUGGUAUUUCCAGUGCAGUUUUGAGUGACACGGCCUUGCCCAUGGAAGGACAUGUUGCACAAGUGCAGGACUCAGCUUUGCAGGAAACCAAAGCUUUUUCUAGUGACCCUCAGGAUUAUGAGAUCCACAUUGAAAACAGGAAUUUAGAGUCUUCAGCAGCAGCUGACACAUGGACAGCACAAAACCUUAAGGAAGUACUAUCAGCAAAUGAGGCAGAACUUGAAAAAGAGCAAAUUGCAAAUAGACAUCUUGAUGAAGUGUAUCAUCUUCAGAACAAACUGAGAGAAACAUCACCAUCCAACUAUGAUUCAUUAGUUCAUUCACAAGCUCAAGAACUCUCCUUUCAAUGCCAACAAAUUGAAGAGAUCCACAGUGGUUGUGUCACUUACCAUCAACAUCUGAUGAGCCUUAUUAAAGCUUUUGAGGAACUGCUUCAAGCCAGUGAUGUAGAUUAUUAUGUUGCUGAAGGCUUCCGUGAACAACUGAACCAAAGUGUGCUGUUGUUUGAGAAGCUGGAGAGAAAAUUCCUGGGUGGAGAGUCAACAGGUACAGAAAUUACUUUACUUUAUGAACUGGCUCAAAGGGAUAAUGAGAAGAACACCACAAUGUACCAGCAACUGAAGGAUGGAUCACCUGUACCAUCUGCUCUUCAUAGCUUGUCUGACUUUGAUCUGUCAGAAAAGUCAUCUCUGGGAUCACCUGAGCACAGGCACGACCUGGAAGGACUGCAUGGCACAGUGGCACUGCUGCCAAACAGGUUUCCCCCAGAGUUACUAAUGGAGCAUCUGCAAGAAAUUAGAAUCCUGAGACAACGUUUAGAAUACUCCAUAAAAACUAACGAGAGACUGAGGAAGCAGCUUGAGAGACAAGUAACAGACAAGGACCUAGAGCAAGGUUCUGCAAACAUUUUUAUCCAUGGCCCAGAGCAGCACAGUUCCCUGACUUCUGAAAUACAUUUCCUGAGGAAGCAAAAUCAAGUUCUGAAUGCAAUGCUAGCAAAAGGAUCCAGAGACAAGCAAAAGGAAAAUGAAAAGUUAAGAGAAUCUCUUUCUAAAAAGAAUGCAAUCAUUGAGCAUCUUCAUGAGGAUUAUGAAUGUGUCAAGAAGGAAAAUGAAAGGUUGCAAAAACAAAUUGGCCAAAAGGAGGAUGAAACCAGAUAUCUGACAUGUCAGAUUUACAGCAGUCGUAAUGAAUUAAACAGGUUGCAAACAGAAAUUAAUGUAAAGCAACAUCAGCUCUCUGAGAGUGAGAAGGUUCUGCAGUCACUCCGAACUGAGAUCAAGGUUUAUGAGAAGUUGGAAGAUGCAAGAAGGAAGAGGACAGAUCCCAGAUGUGAUGCAUCAGAGGAAUUCCGAAAAGAUCAGAAUAAUCCACUUGACCUACAUGAACUGUUGACUGAAAUACAGAGUCUGCGAGUGCAGCUUGAAAGGAGCAUUGAGACAAACAAAUCUUUGCAUGAAAAAUUAGAGGAACAGCUUUCAAAAGAAAAGAGAGAGGAAGUGAGAUCCAUUUCAGCUGUGAAUAUCAACCACCUUUUCAAACAAGAAUCUCAGCAUUACGCAGGAAUGAACGGUACACACUCGGCCUCUAAAGAUGAUGCAGACAGCACUUCCCAGGGCAGCAGCUCCUCAUCCUCCUGCACCCCUCGCCUGGUGCCCGGGCACCGCAUGUGGGCAGACAGGAACGGGCGCCACGUCCUGGGCUUGAUCGAGGAUUAUGAUGCCCUGAGGAAACAGAUUUCAGAAGGGCAGCAGGUCCUGGCAGAAAUGGAGAUUCCUUUAAGAGAGAGCACAGGUACAAAACUGCAGGAGCCUGGGAUAAAGGUACCAGACCAGACAUCCCUGCUUAGCUUUUCCACAAAUAUUCACACAGUGCAGCAGAUUUUAGAAGAGGCUGCACGGUUACUGAAACUUCUCUGGAGAGUUUCCCUUCCACUGAAAGCUGGACAUGGUACUGCUCAUGGCACUCAGGAUGAAGGAAUGAAAGCAGAAAUAUUCAGGUUACGCAAGAAACUCUCUGAGCAAGAGAAGAAGUUACACAGCACAGUGAAACGCCUGCACUCCACAAACCAGCUGAAGGAAAACAUGGAGAAAGUCAUCAUUGACCAGUUGGUUUUAACUCAUGAUGUUUUGAAGAAGGCUAGAGGAAACCUAGAAGUCCCACCAGCUGAGAAUCAAAAAUCACCUUCCUAUACCAGCAAAAAGAGGAUUCUCUGAAGGAGAAAGUUCCACUAAUAAGCAGUCCUGUGAUUUGCUUCUUUUUAUGCCUUACUAUUUAUUGAUGUAAAAAUAUUGGUUCAGCUCUUUUAAUGGACUCAACCUUUGACCAAAAA